CACGAUACCCCCAUCCUCGGCAUGGUCCACCGCCCCAAGGUCCCCGUGGCCACCGAGUACGGCAACGCCGCCUCGUUCUGGGUCGAGUACCCCUCCGGCCUCGUCGACCUCACGCGCACUGCGCACCUGCCGAAGGGCGGCCUCCAGAACGGCGACGUGGUCCACGAGGAGCCCGCGCAGGACGCCCCUGUGCCCCCGCUACACGAGGAGACGCAGCUCGAAAUCCCUGUUGAUGGAGGCCGCGUUCUGCGCCUCUCCAAGAAGAACACUGCGAUUGUGGUCGUCGACAUGCAGAACUUCUUCCUCCAUCCGGACCUGCGCGAACACCCGACAGGGCUCAACUGCGUCAUCCCGCUCAUGAACCUCGUCACCUCCCUCCGCCCACAAGGCGUGAAGACCCUCUGGGUCAACUGGGGCCUCACCGAUCACGAACUUACGACGAUCCCGCCCGCGCUCGUGCGCGGCUUCAGGAAGAACGGCCGCGGCGGGUUCGGCUCGCAGCUUCCAGGCGACUUCGGGCGCCUGCUCAUGCGCGGCGAGUUCAACUCGGAGCUGUACGGGCCUCUCCAGACCCUGUACGAGGAGGGCCGGCGGGAGGGCACGGACGUCUGGAUCCACAAGAAUAGGAUGAGCGGAAUCUGGGGCUCACAGACUGCCCUGGAUCUCUACCUGCAGGAGCAGGGCAUCACGACCCUGCUGUUCGCGGGCGUGAAUGCCGAUCAGUGUGUACUGGGAACGCUCGUUGACGCAUAUUCCCGAGGAUAUGACUGCAUCGUCAUAGACGACUGCAUAGCGACAACUUCUCCGGCUGGUGGGCUCGAGAACGUGCUCUAUAAUGCAGGCGGGGCCUAUGGGUUCGUGACGGAUUCGGAGCGCAUCACCGACGCGGUUUCAUGAGUUGCUCUGCCGCAUUUAUACCGCCCAUGACAUUGGGCGGGGUAGGUUUGUUAGUUAUUCUUGGAUUUAACAGGAAGCAGGAUAGGGAAGUCAGGACACACCUAACGGGGAACGCGAGAUCGGGUGCAGUGGUUCCGACCGCGAAAUUUGUAUAGUAAUUCUACUCAUGCUACCAUCCAGUUCAUGC
Trametes versicolor FP-101664 SS1 is the source of this 1084-nucleotide messenger RNA. RefSeq names its product Isochorismatase hydrolase. The record is from RefSeq and is a predicted model, not a curated record. The coding region runs from base 22 to 897 and encodes 291 amino acids. Lineage: Eukaryota; Fungi; Basidiomycota; Agaricomycetes; Polyporales; Polyporaceae. The transcript is spliced from 6 exons.